Molecule: messenger RNA, 1013 nt
Organism: Perkinsus marinus ATCC 50983
Lineage: Eukaryota; Perkinsozoa; Perkinsida; Perkinsidae
Product: heat shock 40 kDa protein, putative
Exons: 10
Coding region: 21-1013 (330 amino acids)
Biological process (GO): protein refolding
Cellular component (GO): cytoplasm
Molecular function (GO): Hsp70 protein binding
Source: RefSeq, a predicted model, not a curated record
AGUGUUUUUCAUUGGCUACAAUGGGUGGUAAAGACUACUAUGCGAUACUGGGCGUGAGUCGCGACGCCAGCCAAGACGAGCUCAAAAAGGCCUAUAGGAAGAAGGCUAUACGGUGGCAUCCUGAUAAGAAUCCUGAUAACUUGGAGGAAGCCAAUGAGAAGUUCAAAGAUAUCAGCGAGGCCUAUGAGGUCCUCUCGGAUUCUCAAAAGCGUGCAGCGUAUGACCAGUAUGGAUCAGAUGGACCGCAGAUGCAAGCAGGCGGAGGACCUGGCGGCUUUGGUGGUCAACAUAUAGACCCAAAUGACCUCUUCCGAGCGUUCUUCGGAGGAGCCGACAUGGAAGAUAUAUUCGGAGGUCGAGUAAGAGGAGGCAUGGGAGGACCAAUGGGGGGAGGGGUUCACUACACGAGUUUUGGUCCGGGCGGUAUGGCGUUCCAAUUCGGAGGGCCCGGCAUGGGCGGCUUCGGCGGUCCUGGUUUCGGGCGCCGACCGCAACAGCCUGCAGUAGUGCCUAUUGAUGUGAGCUUAGAGGAGAUCUAUCAAGGGACGAAUCGACGGGAGACGGUGAAUGGCCAUACAGCGGAGAUUAGAAUCCCUAAGGGAUGCCAUGAUGGGAAGAAGCUUAGUUUUGGCUCCACCUCCUCGAGCAACGAUGUCUCUUACGUAGUUGUACGUGAGAAGCCUCACGACGUCUUCGUGAGAUCAGGAGAUGCCGAUCUUGUCACAUAUGCAGUCCUGACUUUCAUGGAAUGGUUGGUGACGGGUCGAUCUGGGUACAGAAUAAGAGGCUUGGACAAUAAGGAGAUAACGGUGAGAGCUCCUACGCUAUGGGAUGGACAGAUUCGGAUUGAAGGAAAGGGUAUGCCUGUUGAGGCGGUGCCGGGCCAAUAUGGUGACCUCUACGUACGCAGCACUCCAAUGAGUCCGGAAACUUGGGAGCAGAUGAAGCAACUGUUUAGGAUGGUUGGGGGUCUGUUCCUGGUCCUCUUGGUGGAAGAGGCCAUGCCUGGAUGA